CGGCAGCUGCCGGAGCGCUCGGCCUUCCCAGCCGGUUAAUGAUUUGCGACGCGGCGGAGUGAGAAACGGGGCGGCUGGGCGGCCGUCGUCAGUCGGACAUGAAACGCCACGCGCUCGCCUGGUUCCUGGCCUUCCCGGCGCUCUCGCUUUGGGGUUCGGGGGCCCUGGGGGGACCCCUGAGCGGACCCCGCCCCAACAUGACGGACCAGGAGCUCUUCUGGGGCGCCGACCAGUACGACUUUUCGGUGGUUCUGCCCGCCUCUGGGAUGGACUGCUUCUGGCACUUUGCGCACCACGGGGAGAAGUUCUACCUCAGCUUCAUGGUGCAGUGGGUGACGGGCGUGGGCCACGACCGCCACCUGUCCGUCACGGUCAACGCUCCCAGCGGACUGCUGCUUUCCACGGUGGAUGACGCCAACGGGCAAAUCGACCUGGACGUCCGCGAGACCGGCUUCUACCAGAUGUGCUUCAGCAACUUCCACAACCGCUUCGGCAGCAUGCAACUGUCCCUCAGCUUCGGCGUUUACUUCGAGAAGGCGCCGCAAACGCAGCAGCACGACAACGCCAAGAAGCUCAACGACACGCUGAGCAUCAUCGAGGCGUCAACCCACCGCGUGGAGAACGCCGUGUUCCACAUGUUCCGGCACUACAACGCGGGCCGCCUGCGCCGCGGCGCCGACGACUUCUUGCUGACGUCCAAGCGGCGGCGCGUCGGUCUCUGCUCGGCCUCCCUCGCCAUCCUGAUCGUGCUGGCCGGAUACGUGCAGCUGCGCUUCCUCAAGAGCUUGUUCGCGCAACGAGAGAACGGCGCCGGCGAGCCGCGCGCCUGCUGA
Hippocampus zosterae (dwarf seahorse) is the source of this 833-nucleotide messenger RNA. It is a transcript of the gene tmed6, whose product is annotated as transmembrane p24 trafficking protein 6. The record is from RefSeq and is a predicted model, not a curated record. Gene Ontology annotation, cellular component: COPII-coated ER to Golgi transport vesicle; Golgi apparatus; endoplasmic reticulum-Golgi intermediate compartment. The transcript is spliced from 4 exons. Bases 99 to 833 code for a protein of 244 amino acids. Gene Ontology annotation, biological process: Golgi organization; endoplasmic reticulum to Golgi vesicle-mediated transport; intracellular protein transport. NCBI's taxonomy places the organism in Eukaryota, Metazoa, Chordata, Actinopteri, Syngnathiformes, Syngnathidae.